CUCAAAGAAAGGAGAAUCUUUGGCGUCGAUAAGCUUUGGAGACUUGAGUUGCUGAACUAGGCCAUCUGUGGCGAUGGCUGAGAUUAACAGCAGCACCAAUAGCACCAACAGCAACAGCUGGACCAUUCUUGCUCCAGAGGUAAAGGAGUCUGGUGUAGAAGGUCAGGCUGAACUCCAAACAGAAGAUCUCCAAGCAGAACCAACUUUUCCUCAAAAAUCAGAGCUCAGAGAGACUCAACCUCACACUGCUGAACCACCUCAGGUGGCACCUCUGGAGAACAGUGAAGUUGCUGCCGGUACACACAUUGAAGAGGACACAGCAGCCAGCGGCCCCGGUCACAUCGAUAACCUGACCUCUCUAAGCUCCGACCUAGAGGAGCAAGAAGCCGACGGUGACAGCCAUGCAAGCAAAGCUACUCUAGAAUCAGAUCAAUUCUCUGACACCUAUACACACAUAAGCCCUUCAUCUAAAUGUACUUCAGUACCUGCAGCCUCUCUGGAUGGUGAGGGGUUUUUACAAGAUGAAGAGAAGUAUGUGCCGAAGAAGAUUCUGACAGAAGAGUUUAAACCAGACGUCGAAGAGAAGAAAGACAAGGAUGAUGGACUGAGGAAGAGAAACAUCUCUCUUGUAAGCUCUCUGGAUCAUCGAGAUGAUGAGGAGGAGGAAGAGGAGGAGGAACAGUUCAGGCCACCACGAAGAGAAGUAGAUAUUGGCUUCUCUUUGAACAAGUGCAUUUUUGGAGCCCUUAUUCUCCUAGGACUGGGCACUGUAUUUUUCUCAGGUGUGUUCAUCGAUCUGGAUGAUGAAGGUGACACUGGUGCCAAGGACCAGACAUAUUCAGAGAUUAAAAAGGAGUGGUUAAAUCCUGACGUUCAAGGAGACACAGAAGGCGUUCAGCCACCAGAAAUGCAGAUCACUAGUUUACAAGCACAGAUACAGCAGCAGGAAGCGGAAUUAAAAACGGCACAACAGCAAGUGGAGGAAGGCACCAAGGAGCAGCAGUGGAGGGAGCAGCUGGAAUUGGAGAACCAGAAGAUGAGAGGAGAGCUAGAUAAACUACCCACCCUUCAGAAAGACCUGGAGCAGGAGCAUGAACGAGUGAAAAGUGAGAGUGAGAAGGUGAAGAAGGAGCUGGAGGCUCUGCCAGCACUGCAGAAAGAGCUGGAGCUUCUGAAAGAUAAAGUUACACAACUCACAGCGAGCGCUCUGGGUGGUGCUCCCUCAGCUGGAAAUGAAGAAGAGGUAUCUGGUGGCCCAGUUCAAACAGAGAAAAAGGAUAAAAAAAGAAAAGCAAAAGACCAGAGAACUGAAUCCAAGGAAAAGAAGGAAUGGAAAAAGGACGCUGUAACGACGGAGGAGAAAGACGAUAAGAAAAAAAGUCCAAAGGAACAGAAAAAGUGGGAAAAGGAGAACCCUGAACAAGACAAAGAAAAAGGCAAACACUGGAGGGGAAAAGAAGAUCGAAAAAAUGGGCCAAAGGAGAAAAAGGGAGAGGAAGGUGAAAGAUGGAAGCACAGCAAGGAAAAUCUAGAGCUUAAAGAUGGGAAAGGAAAAAGGGAGAGGAAGGAAGGUGAAAAAUGGAAGCACAGCAAGGAAAAUCAAGAGCUUAAAGAAGGGGAAAGAAAAAUGGAGUGGAAGGAAGGUGAAAGAUUGAAGCACAGCAAGGAAAAUCAAGAGCUUAAAGAUGGGAAAGGAAAAAGGGAGUGGAAGGAAGGUGAAAAAUGGAAGCACAGCAAGGAAAAUCAAGAGCUUAAAGAUGGGAAAGGAAAAAGGGAGUUGAAGGAAGGUGAUAGAUUGAAGCACAGCAAGGAAAAUCAAGAGCUUAAAGAUGGGAAAGGAAAAAGGGAGUUGAAGGAAGGUGAAAGAUUGAAGCACAGCAAGGAAAAUCAAGAGCUUAAAGACGGGGAAGGAAAAAGGGAGUUGAAGGAAGGUGAAAGAUUGAAGCACAGCAAGGAAAAUCAAGAGCUUAAAGACGGGGAAGGAAAAAGGGAGUUGAAGGAAGGUGAAAGAUUGAAGCACAGCAAGGAAAAUCAAGAGCUUAAAGAAGGAAAAGGAAAAAGGGAGUGGAAGGAAGGUGAAAGAUUGAAGCACAGCAAGGAAAAUCAAGAGCUUAAAGAAGGAAAAGGAAAAUGGGAGUGGAAGGAAGAUAAAAAGUGGACAUCGGAGAAACAUGAGGAGUUAAUCGAUGAUAGGCGGGGGAAGAAAGGGAAGGAUUCUAGAGAGAAAGGCAAGGAAGACAAACAAUGGAAGCAAAAAAGUGAGCAACAUGAUCAGAAGCAUGAGAGAGACGGAAGACAAGGUAAAAAAGCUGAUUUUACAGACAAAGGCUGGAAAGACAAGAAGAAGGAUUGGAAAGAGAGAGAAGACUGGGACGGUGAAAACCCGAGAAAAGCAUCAGGUGAUGAAAAGUACAGUGACCGAACCCGCAAGGAGAAAACAUGGAAACAGGACAAAGAACGUCCAGAAAGAAAAGAAAAAGAGAAAAAGCACUGGCGUGGAAAACACGAAGACCACCAAGAGGAUGGAGAAAGACCUGAUGAGUGGAAGGAAGAGGGAAAACAUAAAGACAAGCGCCACAAAAGUGAAGAGAAGUGGAGCAAAAAAGGCAAAGACAAGACAUCCCGAGAUUUAAAGACUGACCAUAAGCACAGCAAAGAUCACACGCAUGGUAACUACUGGACCGAGCAAAGAGAAAAGAUCCGUCACUAUCGCGGGUCUAUAGAGGGAUGCACUGACGUCACGACCUGCGCCCACGCCGAAGGCCUCGCACCCGUUUCUCAACAGGAUUUUGACGCGUUCGUUUCGGGCUACCUGACGAAGCUCGUAGGAUCUGAGGAGCAAGCUGGUAAAAAAGAGGAACUCAACAAGCUAAUCGGCGAGUUCUUUACAAACGGGGUGUUCGUCCAUGACCAGAUACCGUUCGGAGAGUUUGUCGAGGAUGUGGCUGACAUUUUGGAAGAUUUGGCGGAGGAGGAGGAUGAGAAGAUAGAGGACGAGAUGGAUGGGUUUGCUCGAGACGCAAUGGAGAAAUUUGUGCUUCAGGGAACGGACGCGAACGACGAAAAGACUAAAAGUGGAAGGAAAAGGAGGUCAGGUUAAAGGGUUUAAGAAGAUUAUGAAUAGAAAGCAGAAGUUCUACAGGAUCUGUGAGAGAACUGAAGAGGAAGACACACCUUUGGCUGUUCUAUAAAUAAAGAAAAUGUUGCAUUAUGCUGAAGCUUUGAUAGCUUGGAGGAAAAAUAAUACCUUUCUUUUUUUAAUGUUUAUCAACCGCAAUAAGAACGUGGCUAUAUUUUCUCUACUGCCUUCUUUAAUUGUAGUGACAAACUAUGAUGCCUCUGAUUUACAUUGAUCCUUUUUUCAUCUUGCAUUGUCCUAAUUGGAUUAUACUCAAUUUCCCUGUGUGCUGUGGGGCCAUCUGUGGGUUGCAUAACACCCACACUGACCGUUAAGGGCUGCAGGCAGGUUUACAUUUACAUUUGCUUUCAUCCAAAGCGACUUACAAUUAUGUCUGAAUACAAUUCGAGCAAUUUAGGGUUAGGGUCCUUGUUCAGAGGCCCAACAGUGGCAACUUUGUGGUGGUGGGGCUUGAACCGGCAACCUUCUGAUUACUAGUCCAGUAGUUUAACCGCUGAGCUCAGACAUUUACCUUAGUGGCAUUUAGCACAUGCUUUCAUCCAAAGCGACCUACAAAUAUGUCUGAAUACAAUUCAUUUAAGUUAGGGUUUAGGGCCCCAACAGUGGCAACUUGGCAGUGCUAGGGCUUGAACUGGCAUCCUUAUGAUUAAUAGUCCAUUGCCUUAAUCGCUGCCCUAGACGUAGGAGUAACAGUUGCAUCAGUGAGGUGGUUUUAGUCUCGUGUCUUGGGUUCUUAUGCGCUAGCGUAUUACACAUCUGUCCAGCCAAGCUCCGCUACAUUAAUUUUUUUUUUUCCUCUAAUCUAGUCGUAUCCAAUUACCCUGCUUGCGCUACGCUUCACCUCCACCGAUACAUCCCUCCACUGCUGACUGAGGAGCCUCGUAACUGACACACGCCCCCUCCGAUACGUGAUCAGUACCGACUGCAUCUUUUCACCUGCACGAGGCAAGUUCAUAUGCACAUCAGCCCUGUGCAUGGAGAGUGACACCCUGAUGGCAUUAUUCCUCUACUCUGUGCAGACGCCAUCAAUCAGCCAGCAGAGGUCGUAAUUGCAUCAGUUAUGAGGUCCCAAUCCGACUCCAUACCUGGAUGAACAACAGCCAAACGUUCAUAUAGCCAUCCAGCCCAGCCGGAUGGCAGAGCUGAGAUUCAAUACGAUGUAUUCAAAAUCCCAGCUCUUGGUGUGCUCUGGUGAGCGGUCGCUACAUUGAUUCUUUACCCUACGUCCACACUAGCAGGUGAAAAUCCCCUUAUAUUUCUCUGUUGGGCGUCUAGAAAACCAAUGCGGCUUUGUUUUAUGUGCAGGCACUGACCAGGCAUUGUUUGAAUACAACCCAGAAAAUAAUAGACUUUUAAUAGCUUUUGCUCAGCAAGCUUCUCUUUCUGUUUCUCUUAUGUGCACCAAAUACUUUGAAACGUCAACUGAACCCAGUAAGAGUCUAAAGCUGUGAGGAAAUGACAUGGGGCUCUUAAACUGGACAAUUGUUACAUUAAAUCUACCAUAGUCAAUCACUGAGAUUUGCUGCUGAACUGCAACAUACUUAAUCUUAAAUGAACCUCAUUAGUCGGUCAGCUCUUGUUUUGCCUCCUGCUGUAGCUUGAAUCUGUAUCUUGCUUAUACAUAGAAAAUUGAUGGUUGCCGGUUGCUUAGUGUGAAUGUGGGGUUAGACUUUAGUCAGGGCUUUCAUCUCCUCACAUGUCAGACACAGUGGCAUAGUUGGUCUAUUUUUCUUGACCGUUCUUAUACAAGCGCUUUAGGAAAAGUUUGUGUAUUAAAACCCUUUUCUAAAAUCAAAAUAUAGCCAAAUGUGACUGAUUCCUCUUUGAAGUGGUGUUACUUUUUGUAAUAUCACAUUUACAUGCACAUUUUGUCUAAGCACUGUUGUUGCAGAACUGCUUUAUUGAUUUAAAUAGGAACAAUUCAAUGAACACAUUUUAGAAUAGAAUAGAAUAGAACGCCUUUAUUUGUCAUAUAUACAUAUACAUGUCUAUAGGAGAACGAAAUUCUUACUUUGCAUAUCCCAGCUUGUUUGGAAGCUGGGGGUCAGAGCGCAGCCCCUGGAGCAGAGAGGGUUAAGGGCCUUGCUCAAGUGCCCAACAGUGGCUGCAUGGCAGAGCUGAGAUUCUAACUCUCAACCUUUUGAGUUGAUAGCCCAAAGCUCUACCCACUAGGCUACCACUGUCCCUACUACUGUUUAUACACUUCACUGAAUGUAUUUACAUGUAGAAAAUUUGCCAGAACCAGGUCUCCAGUAUCAGCUCACAACAUCAGGACUUCGAACUCUAGUCUUAUUGGUGCCACCGGCCUGGUUUGUUGCCUAAUGGGGAUGUCUAAGAAAUGAAAGGCUGUGCUGAUAUUUGGCUCCCUGUCACAGCAACUGCAAGGCUUACUGCCUGGUCAAGGUGUCGGGACUAUUAGAGGAGGAAUAUAGAAGACAGAAUGUGUUUCUCAGUACAUCUUAAAGCUUUCUGUUGGAAUCCAGAAUACGUCAGAGACGCCGGUUACUAGUUUGUGCCACUAAAUUGGAUGCAAACAAAUAUGCCAAUAUGCAGAAUCUCCCAGUAUUAGUGCUUUAACGUCAAACAGUUCUCAAGAUGUCUGUAGCAUCAUUUGGAUGGUACUAGUACACUAUAUGAUCAAUAGAAUGUGCCCAUCCUUUCUUAUUAUUGCAAUUCAGAUGUUUUAACCCCAUCAUUUGCUAACAAAUUAUUAAUAUAUGUAAUAAAUUAUGCAUUGUUAAAAUUGUGACAACUGUUGUGGAAAGUCCCUUUCCUGUACCAAGGUAAAUUUGGUGCAAGCCAGACAUUUAAUCCAACAUCAAAGCCCAGCUUUACAAAUGCUCUUUUGACUAAGAGGGCACUAAUUCCUACAGGCAUGCUCCAAAAUGCUGUGGAGAAGCUGCAGUUAUAACUGCAGAACAGUUUUGAAAUGGGAUGUUUAACAAGCUCAUGGUUAAGAGCCAUGUAGUUUGUGUGUGUGUGUGUGUGUGCAGUGUGAAAGUGAGGUACUUCCUGCUGUUGAUAAGAAGCUCCAGCAGCUGUUCGGUUUGUUGACUUGUUUUCUGUUACAGUGCUCUUAAAUCCAAGUUCAAGAGAAUGAAAAUGGAAAUAAAAUUGCAACCUUUUUUAAUAAGUUGGCAAUAAUCCUUUGGUACUCGUUGUGAACGGAAUAUAUGCAGUAUUUCAAGCAGAAAUUAAAUUAUUAUUAAAUUAUUUUUGUUUUUUAGCAUGGGUGACAAUGUUGACCAUCUAGUUAUAAUCCAUGUCCUAACAGAGCUAAGAUUUGUCACCAUGUAUUUCUGUUCGUCACCAUUGUUCAUAGUAUGAGCUACUGAUGUUUAAUUUGAAUUGUUAUGCUAAUUUAUCAAUAUGUCUGUAUAGGAAAUACUUAAUGUUAUUUUUUUCCUUUUCUUUUUUUUGUAAAAAGUUAAACAAUCAGUCAGAAUUUAUACACCAUAUGGCCAAAAGUAUGUUGCCACCUGUUUUAUUUAUUGAGUUCAGGUGGUUUUAGCCACACUCCUCACUAACAGGUGUAUACAAUAAUUUUAUGCAUGCAACAGUUUGGCGAAGACCUUUUCCUGUUCCAGUAUGAUUGUGCCCGUGUGCACAAAGCAAGCGCCAUACAGAGCUCCGACCAGCCAGAAUUUCAAUCGCAAGCCUGGUAUCUGACCUUAGAAAUCCUUAGAAAACCUUUUUAACAUCAAAGUCUUGUGGAAAUAAUUCUUUGUUUUCGUUGCACACAGUCAGGUGUCCAGAUCCUUUUGGCCAUGUAGUGUAAAAUACUCUUAGCGAGGCUUGUUUCUGAUUUUGGACUUGUGUUCACUUGCUGUUUCAUCUGUGCAUUUUUGUACUGCACUGAUUGUCAUGUCUUGGUUUCAGAUAAAAAAUGAAACAAUA
Messenger RNA from Trichomycterus rosablanca, 7036 nucleotides. RefSeq names its product pre-B-cell leukemia homeobox interacting protein 1b (gene pbxip1b). Gene Ontology annotation, cellular component: membrane. The transcript is spliced from 10 exons. The record is from RefSeq and is a predicted model, not a curated record. NCBI's taxonomy places the organism in Eukaryota, Metazoa, Chordata, Actinopteri, Siluriformes, Trichomycteridae. The coding region runs from base 74 to 3100 and encodes 1008 amino acids.